Molecule: messenger RNA, 2494 nt
Organism: Pseudophryne corroboree (corroboree frog)
Lineage: Eukaryota; Metazoa; Chordata; Amphibia; Anura; Myobatrachidae
Product: gastrula zinc finger protein XlCGF26.1-like
Exons: 4
Coding region: 426-2363 (645 amino acids)
Biological process (GO): regulation of transcription by RNA polymerase II
Cellular component (GO): nucleus
Molecular function (GO): DNA-binding transcription factor activity, RNA polymerase II-specific; RNA polymerase II cis-regulatory region sequence-specific DNA binding
Source: RefSeq, a predicted model, not a curated record
GAUAACACAGCUCCCGGCACACACUGAUAUGUGGUAUUAUUAUUAGAAAGGGGAAAGGGGACUGUACAGUGAUUUCUGAUGCGGGGUACACUGGGCUCCACAAGGAUUAACAUUGGGGUGUAGAGUAGGAUCUUGAUCCGAGGCACCAACUGGCUCAAAGCUUUGACUGUACCCAAGAUGCACAGCGCCGCCUCCUCUAUAACCCCGCCUCCCUGCACAGGAGCUCAGUUUGUAAGUUGGUGCCAUGCAGUAAGCAGGCAAUCAACAGGCGCUGGCGUGGACACUGUAAAGGGCAGCGCUCCACUAGUCACCGGGACACAGGGCACAGAUGGGACCAGUAACAGGAAUACUCAGAGAGAUGUCCCCGUCCUCUUUAUUCACAGGAUUGUAUAGAGGAAACUGACAGUAUCCCACAGGUUGAAGCCAUGAAUAAUAUUAAGGUAGAGAAUUUAGAAGGAGAAGAAGAAAAGUAUGUGAUUGGUGUCCAGGAGUAUAAGGAGGAAAAAAUCCCUUCAGAUAUCGGCACAGCAGAUGGGCGCAAAAGCAGAAAUAUCGUGGAAGGACAUCUCGUUUUAUCUCCAGAUGGGGAAAUAAUCGAUAAUGACGGUAGAGGAGAUUCUCCAGGGGCAACCCCUGUUACACCAAUUAUACAGCCAGUAUUUCCGGAUGCAGCGAUCUCAUCUCUUCCCUCUGAUCCUGAGGAAUCUUCAUAUAACUUUGAUGUUGGCACAUCUAUUACAGAACUUAAAGCAGAUAAAAUAUUUCCCUGUCCUAUAGACUCUACAUAUUUUACACAGGACACAAAGGUUAUUACAGAUCAGCCAACUAAUAUAGAUCGGAAACCCUUUCCAUGUUCUGAGUGUGGGAAAUGUUUCAUGCACAAAGGAGAUCUGGUUAGACAUGAGAAAAUUCACACGGGCACGAUGCAAUUUUCCUGUACUUGGUGUGGGAAAUAUAUUACGCACAAAUCCGUUCUGGUUACACAUGAGAGAACUCACACAGGUGAGAAACCAUUUUCAUGUUGCGAGUGUGGGAAAUGUUUUACACAUAAAUCAGCUCUCGUUAGGCAUAAGAGAAUCCACACAGGUGAGAGGCCAUAUCCAUGCUCUGAGUGUGGGAAAUGUUUUAUGAAUAAAUCACAUCUGGUUACACAUCGGAGAACUCACACAGGUGAAAAACCAUUUUCAUGUUCUGAGUGUGGGAAAAGUUUUAAAGAGAGGUCAGAGCUUUUUCAACAUCAGAAAACUCACACAGGUGAGAAGCCAUUUCCAUGUUCGGAGUGUGGGAAAUGUUUUAGAAACAAAUCAACACUUAUCAGACAUCAGAGACUUCACACGGGAGAGAAACCAUUUUCGUGUUCGGAGUGUGAGAAAAGUUUUGCACACAAAUCAGAUCUGGUUACUCACCAGCAUCAUCACACAGGUGAGAAACCCUUUUCCUGUACUGAGUGCGGGAAAUGUUUUGUUCACAAAUCAGCUCUUGUUAAACAUCAGAGACUUCAUACAGGUGACAAACCAUUUCCAUGCUAUGAGUGCGGGGAAUGUUUUACACAGCAAUCAAGUCUUAUUACACAUCAGAGACAUCACACAGGUGAGAAACCAUUUUCCUGUUUGGAGUGUGGGAGAUGUUUUGCGCAUAAAUCAGCUUUUGUUAAACACCAGAGAAUUCACACAGGUGAAAAGCCAUUUUCCUGUCUGGAGUGUGGGAAGGGUUUUAUACAAAGAUCAAGUCUUCUCACACAUCAGAGAUCUCACACAGGAGAGAGACCAUUUUCAUGCUCUGAGUGUGGAAAAUGUUUUAUGCAGGCACCAGAUCUUGUUACACAUCGGAGAAUUCACACAGGUGAGAAACCAUUUUCCUGUUUGGUGUGUGGGAAGUGUUUUACACACAGUUCAAGUCUUGUUACACAUCAGAGAACUCACACAGGUGAGCAACCAUUUUCCUGUAUGGAGUGUGGGAAGUGUUUUAAACAAAGUUCAAAUCUUAUUGCACAUCAGAGCUCUCACACAGGAGAGAGACCAUUUUCAUGCUCUGAGAGUGGGAAAUGUUUUACACAGAAAUCCAAUCUUGUUACACAUGAGAAAACUCACACAGGUGAAAGGCCAUUUCCAUGUUCUAAGUGUGGGAAAUGUUUUGGACAUAAAUCACAUCUCGUUACACAUCAGAGAACUCACACAGGUGAGAAACCAUUUUCUUGUUCUGAGUGUGGGAAAUGUUUUGCUCAGAAAUGCAAUCUUGUUAUACAUCAGAAAACUCACGCAGGUCUAAAGCCAUUUCCAUGUUCGGAGUGUGGGAAAUGUUUUGGAUAUAAAUCAACUCUUGUUACACACAAGAGACUUCACAUGGGUGAGAAGACGUCUUAAUGUCAUUGUAGGAAAUGACAGAAAUCAAAUCCAGUUAAGGCAAACGUUAUUCUGACACGUGCAGAGGGAAAACUUUGUGAUUACAUGUGAAUCCUAUUUAAUCUGAAGAAUAAAUCGCACCUGACCCCUCA